Molossus molossus (Pallas's mastiff bat) is the source of this 3820-nucleotide messenger RNA. It is a transcript of the gene SCARA5, whose product is annotated as scavenger receptor class A member 5. NCBI's taxonomy places the organism in Eukaryota, Metazoa, Chordata, Mammalia, Chiroptera, Molossidae. The transcript has 9 exons. Bases 373 to 1854 code for a protein of 493 amino acids. Gene Ontology annotation, cellular component: plasma membrane. Gene Ontology annotation, molecular function: ferritin receptor activity. Gene Ontology annotation, biological process: iron ion transmembrane transport. The record is from RefSeq and is a predicted model, not a curated record.
CAGCUGCAGUUCACGUCUCAGUCAGUACCUAGCAGAGCUGCUGGUGCCUCCACAGAACAUCUCCCGAGCAUUGCCCCAGGCUGAACGAGGCGAGGCACCAAGACAGGGACUCCCCAGCCCCAGGCACCCCGCUCGGGCACAAAGCUGAGUCUUGCCUCCUGACUUGAUCCUCCUGGAGAAGUGACCCUCAAGACAAGUCACCGGGCACCCCUACAGUCUCCUUCUAUGACUCUGUCUGGAUUUGCCUGGCUGUGGGGAGAAGCUCCGAGCAGCUGCCUGGGUCUCAGUGCGGUGCAGCAGCCAGCCACCAUGGCGGGUGCCGGGAACUGAGGGCACAGCCUCUGCAGCCUCGGCGGAGGCACUAAGGACGGGAUGGAGAACAAAGCCAUGUACCUCAACACCGUAAGCGACCGCGACACCAGCUCCAUCUUUGAGGAGCCCUUCGAUGGCAGGAGCCUGUCCAAGCUGAACCUAUGUGAGGAUGGCCCAUGCCACAAACGACGGACGGGCGGCUGCUGCACCCAGCUGGGCUCCCUGUCGGCCCUGAAGCAUGCUGUCCUCGGGCUCUACCUGCUGGUCUUCCUGAUUCUCGUGGGCAUCUUCAUCUUAGCAGUGUCCAGGCCCCGGAGCUCCCCAGACGACCUGAAGGUGUUGACUCUCAACGUGAACCGGCUGAACGAGAGCUUCAGGGACUUACAGCUGCGGCUACUGCAGGCUCCGCUACAGGUAGACCUGACGGAGCAGGUGUGGAAGGUGCAGGACGCGCUCCAGAACCAGUCGGACUCGCUGCUGGCGCUGGCGGGCGCGGUGCAGCGGCUGGAGGGCGCGCUGUGGGGGUUGCAGGCGCAAGCAGUUCAGACAGAGCAGGCGGUGGCCCUGCUGCGCGACCGCACAGGCCAGCAGAGCGACUCUGCGCAGCUGGAACUCUACCAGCUGCAGGUGGAAAGCAACCAAAGCCAGUUGCUGCUGCGGCGCCACGCAGGCCUGCUCGACGGGCUGGCGCGCAGGGUGGGCGUCCUGGGCGAGGAGCUGGCCGACGUGGGCGGUGCACUGCGCGGCCUCAACUACAGCCUGUCCUACGACGUGGCCCUCCACGGCACGCGGCUGCAGGACCUGCAGGUGCUGGUGAGCAACGCCAGCGAAGACACGCGUCGCAUGCGCCUGGCGCACAUGGGCAUGGAGCUGCAGCUCAAGCAGGAGCUGGCUGUGCUCAACACCAUCACAGAGGACCUUCGUCUCAAGGACUGGGAGCAUUCCAUCGCGCUGAGGAACAUCUCCCUCGCCAAAGGACCACCGGGCCCCAAAGGUGAUCAGGGCGAUGAAGGGAAGGAAGGCGAGCCUGGAAUCCCUGGAUUACCUGGACUUCGAGGUCUACCAGGAGAAAGAGGAACCCCAGGACUGCCUGGCCUCAAGGGUGAUGACGGGAGACCAGGAGCCACAGGAGCGAUGGGCAUGCGCGGGUUCAAAGGUGAUCGAGGACCAAAAGGAGAGAAAGGAGAGAAAGGAGACAGAGCAGGGGAUACCAGUGGCUUGGAGGCGCUGAUGAUCCGGCUGGUGAAUGGCUCGGGCCCGCAUGAGGGCCGAGUGGAGGUGUACCACGACCGGCGCUGGGGCACCGUGUGUGAUGACGGCUGGGACAAGAAGGACGGGGACGUGGUGUGCCGCAUGCUGGGCUUUCGUGGCGCCCAGGAGGUGGCCCGGACGGCUCGAUUCGGGCAAGGCACAGGGAGGAUUUGGAUGGAUGACGUCGCCUGCAAGGGCACAGAGGAUACCAUCUUCCGCUGCUCCUUCUCCAAAUGGGGGGUGACAAACUGCGGACAUGCUGAGGAUGCUGGGGUGACAUGUAUCAGAUAGUGAAAGCGGACGCAACCAAGGUCUGGGUCCUACUGCCCAGCCUCCUUCCUGUAUUCCUGGGGUGGGGGCAUCAUUUGGGGCUCCCCUGACCAUGCCUCUGCCCUGUCCAAUCCAGCAUCCCCUGACCCCUCAUUCCUAUCUCAGGACCCCAGUGGCCUAUUGUCAUUUUCCUCUUGGACACCUGCUCCAAACUGUAACUCUGGGGUCUACUACCUGUUUCUCCCUUCCAUCCGAGUUCCUGAAUGUGGAGUCCUGGUCAACCAGAUUGCCAUUUUCCCCAGCCUUCUAAACACCAAGCACCAGGCCUCAAUAUCCACGUGCCCUUUGGUCUGCUAGUGACAGAUGAAUGCUGGAGACAAAUGCUGAGUGGAGAUGGGUGGGAGGUAUAACAGAUCAUUCAGUCUUUAGGUAAUUCCCAAAGCUCAGUUCUGCCAAGAGUUUUGACAUCUUCCUUCCCAGCAAGAGACAAUACUGAAUGAUGUAUGUGUCCCUCUUUACGCUGCCUCUUCGUCCUUGUGUUAGUUUGGGGAGUGACAGCUGUAGGAGUGAGAGGGAAAGUCACCUGCAGGAAUUAAUUUCGAUUUGGAGAAGGGGAGUGACACUAACAUUUAUUGAGUGAGCACCAUGUUGGGUGUUCAAUUUAUUUAUCCACUUUGUAGCAUUCCUACAGGGCAUGUUAGCUUAGGUAAGAUCUCACCUGCAUUCACCUGGCCCAUAAGUCAUAAAAUUGAGACUGACUGAGACCAUUGUUUCCACCUGAACCUUGGUGUGUCUUUGCUAGGCUUGAGCAAGAAUCUCGGGUGCAAGACCUGUGUGCCUAGAAGGUGACACACUCCAGACCUAUGGAGUAUGAGCGCAAGAUCAGGCAUGACUGGCUUCCAGGCCAGACAUCCACACAGAAGGAAGGGUGGUUUGGAGGGUGGCAUGGGGGUUAUCGGGGCUAAACAGAGACCAACACUCAGUCAUCUGGCAAUCAAGGCUAAAGCCAAGUCUCCUGCAUCUCAGAGGUGUUGGAGGUGAUGCCAUUGAGCUUUUCGGGCCUCUCGGGGUGUGAUCCUGUGGUCAGGAGAACAUGGAUCCUGAUAGGUCCUACAAGAGUAGAAGGAAAUGAGGAUUCCUCAUAAUUUCCAGGGGCAGAAGGAGCCCUGGGUUUCUGUAAGUCCUCAAUCUGCUCCCCUCUCCUAUUGACAGGGGAAUCAUAUUCUGCUUUUGACACAAGGGGGAGGUCACACUGGGCCAUCUCUGUGUUCUAGGACUAGGGGAGCUACAUGGUAGUGAGGGAGCACAGACCCACCUCUUUUGUGGGAGUCCCAGACUCACAGGCCUGGGUCACAGCCAUCUGUCAUAUCAGGUGAGCAUCAGCCUGCCUGGGGAAAGUGGCACCUGGCACCCUCUAAGGGUGGGUCCAACAAAGUUCCUGACAACAAAACCAAUAUGUGCUAUUGGUUGUUUUUUGCUUACAAUAUGCUUGUUAUUCAUUAAUGUCCUAAUGAUCAGAGACUUUCCUUCUGACCAAUUGCUAUGUUUACAUAACUCGCAUGUACUCAUGCAUUUUUUUUCCCCAGAGCCAAUAUAUGUACGCAUAUAUAAACAUGGCACUGUUUACGUCAUAGCUCAGCACAUUGCUAAGUUUGUAUUAAAGAAAUACUAAGGUGGAAAGAUGUCACAUUGAAUGAAAUAGAUUCCCAAGUUGGUUCUGGCAAAAAAAACCAGUUACCCCAUUGAUGAAGACCCUCAUGUCAUUCUUACUUGGUCUUUUCAUUUGGGAAAACACACGUCUUGUCUUACAUCAAAUAAAAGUGAUGGUGAUAAGUGUUUGAACCUUAAAAUAAAAGUCUACUAGUUUACAUACCUACUUAAGGGGACAUGGAAAUCCCCAUGGACCUGUAUUUCAGGGACUAAUGGAAAUUAGGCCUGGCCUAAAAUACAUCGGACCUUUUGUAAAAAAGAAUUUCAAUAAAGCUAA